AUGCUAAGCAGAAGUAAAUCCAGUAUUUCAGAGCAGAAACUUGUAAACUAUAUGACCUAUCUGACUUACACAUUGGAAGAAUUGACUGGUCUGGAGUACCAAGACUAUCUGGAUUAGGUGUUCUACUUCUUGUCGCAGUUAAUUCCAUUUAUAAUGCUGCUUGCAUUUCAUAUCGUUCUGUUUGGUGUUCUCUACCUUUCCAGUCUUCUUCUUCAUGUUUACAAGAGAAAGAAUGACCUAAAGGGGGAUUAUUCCAGUAAGUUAUGGGACAAUGGGAGGCAAAUGGUGGUAUGCCUCUGGGACUUGUAUGGAAAGUUAUGGCAUGGUUAUGAGCUUCAUGGUGUGGAAAAAAUCCCAGAAGGACCAGGGCUGAUUAUUUAUUACCAUGGUGCCACUCCUAUAGACUAUUUGUACUUUAUGGCUAGAUUAUGUAACCAGAAGGGCAGACUCUGCCAUUCAGUAGCUGAUCAUUUCACCUUUAAAAUACCAGGUAUUAAACUGCUUUUAGAUAUUUUUGGUGUGAUGCAUGGUGGAAGAGAAGAAUGUGUUCAAAUUCUGAAGAAUGGCCACUUAUUGGGUGUGUCGCCAGGUGGAGUUCGAGAAGCAUUCUUUAGUGAUGAAAACUACAACCUCUUGUGGGGUAAUCGCAAAGGCUUUGCUCAGGUGGCUAUAGAUGCAAAAGUGCCCAUCAUCCCUAUGUUCACACAGAAUCUUCGGGAAGGAUAUAGGACACUUGGAAAAAUAUGGUCAUUUAGGUGGCUUUAUGAAUAUUCUCGACUGCCAGUAGUUCCCCUAUACGGAGGGUUCCCAGUUAAAUUUCGCACAUAUAUUGGAGAUCCCAUACCAUAUGAUCCAAAUGUAACUGCUGCGGAACUAGCUGAAAAGACAAAGACUGCAAUCCAAUCUCUAAGAGACAGGCACCAAAAAACACCAGGAAAUAUACUAAGAGCUCUAUUGGAACGAUUUGAUAAACAUCAGAAAGAUGACUAGUGUGUUUAAAUAUGCUGAAACAUUUACGCAUUUGGUAGUAAAAGAUCUUUAUAAUUGCAUAUGUUACUGUAACUUGUGAUUUCUUUUAAGAAGCAUCAUCAUUAAUUCUUGAAUAAUUAUUGCUGUGUCUCACCUGAUGUGCUCUGGACAUAAACAGUACCUUUCCUACCUGCAGAAACAGGCUAAAAAAAUGUUUUUGUGUGUGUGGUGUUGAUUUCCCCAUAUAAAGUAGAUCACUUCCAGCUAUAGUUGGUUUCCCCCCUUUGCUAAAGGCUUGUCUACACAGGGAAACUUUCUGGAUUAGCUCCACUUGUGGAUGCUCUAUUUUGGACCAAAAGUCACCUUGUUCCAGAAAAAUUUGUGUGCUGAGUGCUAAAUAAGUAUGCUGAGCAGACUAAAAUUUAGCAAGAAUGUUUGAAACAGCAUUUGGUUGGCUAGUGCUCUUUUGCUCAUAUUUUUCCAUUAUUCCUGUGGUAAUGCCUUUCACUGCAAUGUUGUAAUUUAUGUUGCAGAAGAUUUUCCUUACUGUGAAUUUCUAGUUUGUAAUUUAUUUGUCUUUGACUUAAACUUGAAGGGUUAGAAUUUAAGCAGUGAAGAUCAAUAUUCUUUAUGCAGAAAUUGCAAGAAACUUAACUACAGUCACUUGUCUGUUUCCAAUCAAGGGAAGACAGGUACCUAUAUAAUGUUAGAAAAUACAUUAGAUAGUAAGUAUCCAAUUAUCCUAUUGCUCUAUGGAGAUUUUACCCAAACAAGUAGGAAUAACAACUGCCCCUACCCCUGGUCUGCCAAAAUGAUUACUAAAACCAGACCUUUGGUUUUAACAUCAAUUUUUAAAUGUUAUCCACCACAAAAGUGUCUUCUUAUGGCUCAGUUUUGCAUUCCUAUGUACCCAUGACUGAAUGAGUUUGGGUUGAGAAAGAAGGAAGAUCAAGGCCUUGCUGUUCCUUUGUAAUGUAUUUAAAACAAAGAAAGCAAUUUACGGUUUCUUUCCAGUUUCUACUAUCAAACUUAAAUGUGCAGAUCAUUUAUAUCAUGCUUUUGUGCACAGAGAAUCAAAUUGCCUAACCAUUCAAAAUGUUUAAAUAUAUUACAGAUCAGUUCCUGCAAAGCAUUUUGAAAUAAUUGGGUUUUUAUCCCUUUUUGCUUCUUUGAGGUGUAGACAGUUUAGAAGAGUUAAUUUUACCGAAAAGAGUUUGGAUCUAUUGGGUUUAAAAAAAAAAAAAAAAAAACCCUUAGGUCAUAAAAUGUCAGUUCUGGUUUUGCUGGAGAACUUUUUGCGGAUAUCUGACGUGUACUGUGAGUUCUUCAUUAGAAGUUUGGGGUGUUCCUUUGUUGGAGUGUUUCCAUUAUGUUGUUAUAUAGGUGCAGGCAAAAAGAACAAACAGCUCCCCAACCCUGCCCCAGUGCUUUAAUUAGUUUGACUUAAAAACCUUUUCCUGCUCAGCUUCCAGUGUCCUGUGAUGUCAACAUUACUUCUCCAAUACCAAUCCAUUUUGCCUUUAUUUUACACAGCCAUUGAUUUUUAGUAUCUAUUAAUUUUUAUUCCCUAAAAGGGCAGACAAAUGUUUAUCCUGUUAUCCUUUGAAAUUUAAUUUUCAUGUAAUAUCCACUUGAUGAAAAUGGCAAGAGUAAAAUCUUAUCGAGCAAAAUUAGAAAUACUGCAUCUUUUAGUACAACAAGGUGUUUUAUUUAGUAUUUAAAAUAUGUCCAUUGAGUUUAAAAAGUCAGUGGUCAUUUUGCAUGAAAACAAAUGCAACUCAGAAGUCUUUAGAUGUUUUGUCUUCUUCAAAACCUGAUUUUUAAAGUGUGGAAACAGAACAGUGUUCUGGUGUCAAAAUCAAAUGCAAUAACUCUUCUCUCAAUGUUAAAUGUACUUGUUUAGUCAUUCAAAUCAAUUUUGUAUGUACAAUAGAUA
This is a messenger RNA of Caretta caretta (loggerhead turtle), 2905 nucleotides long. Lineage: Eukaryota; Metazoa; Chordata; Testudines; Cheloniidae. The record is from RefSeq and is a predicted model, not a curated record.